AUGGCGCCACCUCGACCAAGCAUUAAUCUGCAACCCAAACUACGUGUGAUUGCAUGCGGAACCCUGUUUUACACCCACACCCUCAGCAUCCCAACUCAUCCAAAUCCAACCACUAUGCCUGCUGUUCGGGCGCAUUCGGUUACCAAGACGCGGGGUGGCUCAGCAAGCACCCUUCUUUCUCUUCUGGGCCAGUUUUCCAACAUAGAGACAUUCCUCGUCGCGUCUCUCGCCGGCAAUGAUGAAGGAAGGGCUAUCAUCAGAGAACUAGAGCGAGAAGGAGUAUCAACCCGGUACUGUAAAGUCUGGAAAGCUGCCGGAGUUCCUAGCGCAUGGGUAUUCGAAGCAGGUACGGUCUCUCGACCUCAAAUACCGACCCUGAUAACCCUCCAAGCUGACCAGUCGCGAACAAUUGUCAAUCACAAUCCUCUCCCAGAUAUCACCCACGAAGAAUUCGUCAGCUCAUUGGGUCCAUUACUUGCGCCAGAAAACUUUCCUUCUCCCAUCCAAUCCCCUGUAACCCCUUUGGCCCCGACUGCUGUUCGGUCAAGGCAACCGUCCACCAAUCCAAACACUCCAGCCCCGUUCGACUGGCUGCACUUUGAGGGACGGACGGUGAAGACAACUCUGAGCAAUAUCACUGGGCUCGACGGUCUUGCCCGUGACCGAAAGUGGCGGAGCCAUUGUGUGUUUAGUGUCGAUGUUGGUCGAAGUAAAGGCCGUCAAGGCGUAGAAGCGCUCAUCCCACAUGCUGACGUCAUCUUCUUGAACAAGCAUUAUGCGCAAGCUACUUCGCCAACAUUUGCGACCAGUCCACGCGCAUUUUUGCUAUCGCUGACCACGAUUGCUCCUGCCCAUGCUCUGCUGGUGGCCUACUGGGGUUCUGAUGGAGCAGCUGUCCUGUCGUUGCCAACUAAAGAAUACUUUCAAAGUUCAGGAUGGGUGGAAGAACGGCGCCCGCCCAUUCACCGAGCUGCAAGACAAACCGGAGCAGACACUGAAUCAGAUGCGGGUGACCACUUGUCCGUCCGCAGUGGGAGCGACUUUUGGGCCGGAAGGCAUAGUGGAUAUGCGUCCUCGAGUGCGUUCACUGCCAGCCAGUACCACUACAACAACUCGGAAGGUGGCGACAGUCGUGACCCGACAUCGUCACCAUUUUCCUCACAAAACGCGGAAACCAGCGGUGGACAUGGCAGAACUGGGAGUUCUGAGGAUGACCGUGAUUCACAAGGGACGGAAAUUCCCGAGGAGGAGAGCAAUACUGGGGUAAUCGACGAAGUUGGAGCGCAGGAUGCGUUUGUGGCUGGGAUGGUUUAUGCGCUCAGUCGUCGCAUUCUGCCUGGGGCGCCAUAUACCCCCUCUGCAACAGCAGAAGACGCAUCAGCGGCUCUGGAAGCGGACAAGGGUCGAUGGCGAUUAGACGAGUGCUUGAGAUUUGCCAUCGAAUUGUCGGGGCGAAAAGCGCGACGAAUCAACUGGGAAGGGCUUGGUGCAGAAAUGGGCCGUGCAGGCUGGUUUGACCAAUGA
Mycena indigotica is the source of this 1524-nucleotide messenger RNA. RefSeq lists its product as uncharacterized. The coding region runs from base 1 to 1524 and encodes 507 amino acids. The transcript is spliced from 3 exons. The record is from RefSeq and is a predicted model, not a curated record. Lineage: Eukaryota; Fungi; Basidiomycota; Agaricomycetes; Agaricales; Mycenaceae.